Messenger RNA from Diplodia corticola, 3783 nucleotides. Its product is annotated as serine threonine protein kinase. The record is from RefSeq and is a predicted model, not a curated record. Bases 1 to 3783 code for a protein of 1260 amino acids. The transcript is spliced from 4 exons. Gene Ontology annotation, biological process: protein phosphorylation. NCBI's taxonomy places the organism in Eukaryota, Fungi, Ascomycota, Dothideomycetes, Botryosphaeriales, Botryosphaeriaceae. Gene Ontology annotation, molecular function: ATP binding; protein kinase activity.
AUGGAUCCCGAAGUGGGGCUCCAAGACCGACGGAGCCGCUACCAAACUCUCAGCUCAAUCGGCCUAUACAAGCCUUCGGAUCCAUUAAGGCUAUUCUCCGACGUCCGAAACCUUCUUCGAGAAUCUCAAAUCGAAGGGCCUGUUCUCGUCCGCCUUUCGCGUGAGUUCUCUACGGACCUGGGCGAAGGACGCACCUGCCGGAUAUCCGCGGUUUCUGGUGCUCUGCGAGACCUGACACACGAUGAAAGUGCCAGGCAAACCGAGCACCUCCAGAAGGGCCUGGAAAAUCUGAGUAAGAUCGCGGUCAAGAAAGCGCAGCUGGAUACACCACUUUCACAGUCACGUGAGUCCUCCGCAGGCUCGCAUACCAGCACCAUCGGCUUCGGAAAGCAGCUCCAUUACAUCCGACAAGAGAUUGUAGUCCUUUCCCAUCCUCGCGUGCGCCAUCAUCCAAACAUUGUCAAACUCAUUGGCUGGGCCCUUGACCUGGAUGCGUUGGAAACGUUCAAUCCCAAAGAUUACCGCGAGCCAAUCAUACCGCUGCUCCUUCUGGAAAGAGCCGAGUUUGAUUUUGAGACGUUCAUCAAAAGAUCCAAGCACGAUCCAAAUCGAUUCGACAUGUAUCGCCAUCUUUGUCUCGAUGUCGGACGUGGACUUCACGCCUUGCACAGGGCAGACAUCAUACAUGGCGACAUGAAACUACGCAACAUCCUGGUGUCCAAGCAACACGACAAAUGGACCGCCAAGAUUUGCGACUUCAGCCAUUCAAGCCUGAAGAUGGCAGUCGGCGAUGGUGACGGCGAGCCGACAGAGUACACUGGCACCAAGGGAUGGACGCCCUUGCCAGGAAGCAGCCGUGUCAUCAAAGGGGACAUGGUCUCUUGUGAUAUCUUCUCCUAUGGCCUGGUCGUAUGGUGUGUCUUCAUGGAGCGCAGUGACACAUUUCUCGCCGAUCGAAGAUUCCAAAUCCGGGAAGAGGACAUUUACCGCAAAGCCAAGGACGAUUUGACCAAGAAGGCCAAGCCAAACUCCAACGCCUAUGCCCAAGAUCAAGACAUGUCGCUCAAUCGAAUUCUGAACGUUUUGGUCAGCUCUGUGCACCACGACCCCUUGCUCUGGGAGAAGCAUCCUUGGGUCUAUUUUGACUGUGACAGGUUCCCAUCAAUCGACAUCAUCGUUGAUGAACCAACUCUUCUGAUGAAACUUGCUUCUUCUACCAGUAGGCUCGUCGAUCUAUGGUCUCAUCAAUGGAAAACAACCACAUCCAGGGUCAGGAAGGUGUGGGAACUCUUGACAUCCGUUUUACAUGGCUUCUUUUCGGCAUUGAGUCAAGGAGUCCUCGCACUAUUUGGCCUCGCACUCGUCUGCAUCCUGCUUAUCGUACGAAGAAUUACCAUUCGGUCCAUGUCCAGAACAAAGUCGGAGAGGCAGAUAGCCUGCGAAAAGCUCUGCGCAGAGCUCUCUUCUUCCUUGGGAAUACGGCGCAUAAAUGCAGAAGAACUCGAUAUCUUGAAUCAUCCCUCAGGUCGACAUUACGACCUUAGUCCGCUAUUGUGGAACUGGACGUUAGCCCGCAGUGACGCUCAGCUCUACGCUAUCGCUCGACUUCGCAGUCGGUUCCUUCCAUGUUGUUGGGACAAGGUCAGACUCGCGUCCGCACUGGACACGACGAACCUUGUUGAAGGAGUUUUCUACAGAGACCUCGACAGUAGCAUUACGGCGUGGCUCUGCCGGGGUGAACUCGGUAAGAGCGAAAUAGACGGUAUGACACUUGCACGCAUGCCAUGGGUGUUGAGGAUGACACCACGCAAAGCCUCCAACUUGAUGAUUCUUUUGGAAAAAGGUCUUCGAGUUGAUCGCAUCUACGCUGGCUCCACCGAAACCAUUCUCUACUCAAUUCUACACAGUAUCGGUUCUUCGGAAGAUGAGCAACUACCUACUUUGUUUGAGAUACUUCUUGGUAGGUCGAGAGAGGACGAGUCUUUCAAAUGGUUCAUGACCGGCCAAGGUCUGGGUGAUCGCUUUGGGGAGUCCACAAGCAGUGAUGACUCGGGCUUUCAAACUACAGCUCUUCAUGAAAGCGUCAAGGCAGGAUGCCAUGUGGCUGUUGGCAUCCUGAUCCAAGCUGGAUUCAACACAAGAGCGAUGGAUUCCGAGAACAAGACGGCAUACGCAAGGGCACUGGAGAUCCGAAGACGUACCAUUAAUGAAGAUGCUCGGUCUUUGUCCUUGGAGAACGACAAAAUAAUCGGUCUUCUCGACAAGUUUGAACAGGAUCAGAGGGAGGACGAUGCCGAGUUCGAGGUACCCGCAGGCUGGGACGUCUUUGAUCUCCCGCACCCAGAUCGCAGAGUGUAUAGGGACCGCCAUUUCAACUCCUUGACGUUACAGACACCCUGUUUCAGCUUUUUCAGGAAUCGAAGGCUCGCACUGGGGUUCGGUGAGCUGAUCUAUCACCUGGACUUGCUCUCCUUCCUACCUCAGAACCAGUACAGGACAAAACAGUACGCGCACCGGUACACAGAGCAAUGGUAUCGAGAUGAUAUCAAAGACACUAGGCUCAAGCUGCGAGCUGUGCUCGAGCCUGUGAAACAGCAGCCACACUACCGUAGGUUACGUCGAAACGCAUUUCAUUUUUCCUCAGUCGAGGGUUUGCUGGGAGAAUCAACCCAUCUCUUAAAUCCACCCCCUCCAUUCCAUCAGGCCAGCCCCUCUCGUCAAGCUGAUCUCACAACCCCAACUGUUCUCUUCUAUCUUCAGUAUUCGAUUUUAGGAGCGAGAAGCUUCGAGCGUGGCUUUUAUUUGACCGGAAAGGCUUAUUCUGACAUAUUGCUGCUUGCAAUACCAUUCGCACUCGCCACGCAACCCGCCGGCUGGAGCCCUUGGAUUGGAACUUGCUGUGCACUGGCUAGCCUGAUUCCUCUUUGCGGUUUGUUUAGCGUCUCCGUCUCACGGUUGAGACACUUUGGAGACCAUAUGGGAAACAUGGCCGUUGGCACAACAAGCUUGGUGGAGCUAUUUCUUCUAGGUAUGCUUUGGAUCGCACAUGGAAUCCAACAUCGCCAGUCAUGGUUGUUUGAAGUCCCAACCACCAUCCAAGUGAGCUUAACAUUCGUAGGCUCAUUGAUCACAAUCCUUCCAAGCACUAUCCGGAUGGCCGGGGGUUUUUAUAAUACCCUAGACAUAGCGGUCACCGUAACUCGGGGUGCCGGUGUAUUUGGGAUCUGCAUAUCUCUGCUGGCACAUUAUUUCGAGCUACACUCGCAUGCGGACUUCUACGUCAGCGAGGAACCGGAUGAGGACGAUGGAGCCAACCUUGAGCCUGGACUUCGAGUUGCCUUCGCAAGCGCACUACUAUCCGGGAUAGCAACCGCAUUCUGCAGCAAUGCCCUUCUCCAGAACUUGGUGCAUCUACCCACUGGUGCAAUGGCUCCCCUAACACUUUUCUGUGUGCCAAUCAUACCUCGUCUAUCAACCACAUUGUCUCUAUUGUCACAGUCAUAUUCUGGUCAGAGCGCACAAGCAUCGCAUAGCGCCCUCGCUGCAAAUUCACAUAUGCUUCUUGUAGUAGUACCUAUGCUCAACCUUUUGAGCUGGGCGAUGGAGUGGGACGCCACGAUUAUCUUCAAUACGUUUCAAGUCACCAUCAUCUUUGUUGUCACUUGGGUCAUCUCAGUAGCUACCCAGGAGCGGAGGGCAGACUACUUACGUGGUUCCGUGCUCAUUGCACUGUACCACGUUUCCAGUUUGACAUACUUUCUCUACAGCAGUAGAGAGGUUUAG